Molecule: messenger RNA, 1750 nt
Organism: Coturnix japonica (Japanese quail)
Lineage: Eukaryota; Metazoa; Chordata; Aves; Galliformes; Phasianidae
Gene: IDO2
Product: indoleamine 2,3-dioxygenase 2
Biological process (GO): 'de novo' NAD+ biosynthetic process from L-tryptophan
Cellular component (GO): cytoplasm
Molecular function (GO): heme binding; L-tryptophan 2,3-dioxygenase activity; metal ion binding
Source: RefSeq, a predicted model, not a curated record
CACAGGGACAGCACUGUGGGGAAGACAAUAUUGGGGUGCCAUGCUUGAGCUUAUCCCCAUGUCCCCAUACUGAGGGCACAGCUCGCAGCCCCCACCCCAAACCCGCUGCAGGGGCUGGAGCUCAGCGUUUGCUUAUCAGCAACCUUUAGUCAUGUUUGCUCAGCCCCUCCAGCCACAGGCACCCCCCAGGACAAGGUUCGGGGCUGGGGCACGGUGCUGGCUCAGCACAGAGCAGGGCAGCACAGGAUGGAGGCUGGGGACGAGGAGGAGAGCCCACAGCCCACUGCAAUGGGCCGCUUCCAGCUCUCCGAGGAGUACGGCUUCCUUCUGCCCAACCCUCUGACAGAGCUGCCACCUUCCUACAGCCCUUGGAUGGAUAUUGCCCAUGAGUUGCCCCAGCUGAUCGCCAGCCACCAGCUCCGUGCACGCAUCCACCAGAUGCCACAGCUGAACACUCAACAGCUCCAAGGACGUGAGGAGCUGCACCUGGCCCACCUGGUGCUCAGCUUCCUUACCAUGGGCUACGUCUGGCAGGAGGGCGAGAAAGGCACCGUGAAGAUGCUGCCCCAUAACCUGGCCGUUCCCUUCUGGGAGGUGUCACAGGCCCUGGGGUUGCCCCCCAUCCUCACCCAUGCAGAUUUCGUCUUGGCCAACUGGAGGAGGAAGGAUCCCAGCGGGCCUCUGGAAAUUGAGAACCUGGAGCCUAUUAUAUCAUUGCCUGGGGGAGAGAGCCUGCGUGGAUUCAUCCUCGUCACACUCCUGGUGGAGAAGGCAGCUGUGCCUGGUAUCAAGGCCACCAUUCAGGCCAUUCAUGCCCUCCAGCACCAUGAUGAUGAGCUCCUGCACCGAGCCCUGCAGGGGCUGUCAGCAGCCAUUGGAGCCAUGGACAAGGCCCUGCAGCAGAUGCAUGAUUACGUGGAUCCAGCAGUAUUUUACACCGUGAUCAGGAUCUUCCUCUCAGGCUGGCGGGACAACGCAGCCAUGCCCCACGGGCUGCUUUACGAGGGCAUCUCCGAGCAGCCCAUGGCGUUCUCAGGAGGCAGCGCAGCACAGAGCUCCGUGCUCCACACCUUUGAUGAGCUCCUGGGGAUCCAACACAGCCAGGAGAGCACUGCAUUCCUGCACAGGAUGAGGGACUACAUGCCCCCUCCCCACCGUGCCUUCAUCAGAGACAUCAGCCUGGCCCCCUCCCUGCGGCAGCACAUCCUCAGCUCUGCAGACCUGCGGCUCCACGAGGCGUUUAACCACUGUAUCACAGCACUGGCUGACUUCAGGUCCCACCACAUCGCUAUCGUCACCAAGUACAUCACUGUGGCAAAGUCCAAGGCAGGGCAGGAGGAGGCUGGUUCCAUUGGCAAGCCACCAGCUGCGUUGGAGGCCAAGGGGACUGGAGGGUCCCACAUCUUUGUCUUCCUGAAGAGCGUCAGGGACAGCACCAGAGAGGGGUUGAUCAGUGCCUGAUGCCUGGCAUGGUGCUUGCUGCACCUUCCUGCUUGUGCAGGUCUCAGCUCAUCCUUCUGGCCCCACAGCAUCCCUGCCUGCCCUCCAGGGUUUCAUUAUUCCCUGCUGCAUUGAACACAAGCCUGCCCAAGGGAGGAGAGCACUGCCAUCCAUCACCCCAAAGCACACAGGGAGCACCAUCCCAAGGCACCAGCAGGCUUGUGCCACCCGAUGGCCUCUGAGACACUGGGACCGGGGCUCUGCUGCAGGAAUAGCACAGCCUAAUAAAGCUGCAGCUCCUAGGAAUGAA